AGCAAGAAUGGCAAGAAGAAAGCACCCCUCGUGCGGGUAUAAAAGUGGCAGUCCGCCAGCGGAAGGCAUCAGUUUCAUUACAACCGUAGUCGAACACCGAACUAAACAUACAAAAUGACUGGCCGUGGUAAGGGAGGCAAAGGACUAGGAAAAGGAGGCGCUAAGCGUCAUCGCAAGGUUUUGCGUGAUAACAUCCAGGGUAUCACCAAGCCCGCCAUCCGUCGUUUGGCUCGUCGUGGUGGAGUCAAGCGUAUCUCUGGUCUUAUCUACGAGGAAACCCGUGGAGUGCUGAAGGUAUUCCUGGAAAAUGUCAUUCGUGAUGCUGUUACCUACACUGAACACGCCAAGCGUAAAACCGUAACCGCCAUGGAUGUUGUCUACGCUCUGAAGCGUCAGGGACGUACUCUGUACGGUUUCGGAGGUUAAAUCGUAUCCAUAUUUCCGCUCUCAAAACGGCCCUUUUCAGGGCCACCAAACACAUUCCCAAAAGAGUUAUCAGGUCAAUAUUCAAUUACUAAUAGCAGUCUGCCAUCGUACGGUGUUAUGUAUCCAACAAGCAAGUUUUUGAUUGCCGUCAUGAACGACUCGUAAACCCCUCCUCCCGACACAUUCUCCGUUUCAUUCGUAGCCAUCAGGCUGUGUGUUUUGUUGUUGCUCUAGAGUUCAGAUAAGUUUAUUCCUGUUUUCCAAGUUUACGCUGUAUUAGCAGGGCGAAUACGAUAACCAGCUCGGCGAAAUCUCAAGAAACAGUUACUACCUAAAUCGUUCGUUUUGACGCCUUCAACUAUCCACACAAGUUCCAUCUAGCUUCAUACCACUCACGUGCAUGCAUCUCCUACCCGGACUUCAUUGUCAGGUAGCAAUCGUUCGUGCUGAUUCUGCAUAACUGUACCAUUCCGUUU
Aedes aegypti (yellow fever mosquito) is the source of this 902-nucleotide messenger RNA. RefSeq names its product histone H4. NCBI's taxonomy places the organism in Eukaryota, Metazoa, Arthropoda, Insecta, Diptera, Culicidae. Gene Ontology annotation, molecular function: DNA binding; structural constituent of chromatin; protein heterodimerization activity. Gene Ontology annotation, biological process: nucleosome assembly. The record is from RefSeq and is a predicted model, not a curated record. The transcript has a single exon. The coding region runs from base 115 to 426 and encodes 103 amino acids. Gene Ontology annotation, cellular component: nucleosome.